Molecule: messenger RNA, 1767 nt
Organism: Saimiri boliviensis boliviensis (Bolivian squirrel monkey)
Lineage: Eukaryota; Metazoa; Chordata; Mammalia; Primates; Cebidae
Gene: PLA1A
Product: phospholipase A1 member A
Biological process (GO): lipid catabolic process
Molecular function (GO): glycerophospholipid phospholipase A1 activity
Source: RefSeq, a predicted model, not a curated record
GGGUUAUGUGAUCUCUUUGGCUUUAGGGAAUUACUCCAUACCAGCUCUGAGAUCUCCAGCUCAGCGAUGCCCCUAGGUCCCUGGAAGAGCUGCUUUUGGAUCGGGGGCCUCCUUUUGUGGCUCAGCGUUGGAAGUCCAGGGGAUGCACCUCCUACCCCACAGACAAAGUGUGCUGACUUCCAGAAUGCCAAACUUUUUGAAGGCACCGUCCUCAAAGUCCAGUUUCUCCUCUUUGUCCCUUCGAAUCCUAGCUGUGGGAAGCUAGUAGAAGGAAGCAGUGACCUCCAAAACUCUGGGUUCAAUGCCACUCUGGGAACCAAACUAAUUAUCCAUGGAUUCAGGGUCUUAGGAACAAAACCUUCCUGGAUUGAUAAAUUCAUUAGAACCCUUCUGCGUGCAGCGAAUGCUAAUGUGAUUGCCGUGGACUGGAUUCAUGGAUCUACAGGGAUGUACUUCUCAGCUGUGAAAAAUGUGUUUAACUUGAGCCUCGAGAUCUCCCUUUUCCUCGAUAAACUCCUGGUGCUGGGCGUGUCAAAAUCCUCAAUCCACAUCAUUGGUGUUAGCCUGGGGGCCCACGUUGGUGGCAAAGUGGGACAGCUCUUCAGAGGCCAGCUUGGACAGAUCACAGGUCUGGACCCCGCUGGACCUGAGUACACCAGGGCCAGUGUGGAGGAGCGCUUGGAUGCCGGAGACGCCCUCUUCGUGGAAGCCAUCCACACAGACACUGACAAGUUGGGUAUUCGGAUUCCUGUCGGACACGUGGACUACUUCGUCAAUGGAGGCCAAGACCAACCUGGCUGUCCUACCUUCCUUCACGCAGGUUAUCACUAUCUACUCUGUGAUCACAUGAGGGCUGUGGACCUCUAUAUCAGCGUCCUGGAGAAUUCCUGUCCACUGAUGGCCUUUCCCUGUGCCAGCUACAAGGCCUUCCUUGCCGGACACUGUCUGGAUUGCUUUAACCCUUUUCUGCUUUCCUGCCCAAGGAUAGGACUGGUGAAACAAGGUGGUGUCAAGAUAGAGCCGCUCCCCAAGGAAGUGAAAGUCUACCUCCUGACCACUUCUAGUGCACCGUACUGCACGCAUCACAACCUGGUGGAGUUUCACAUGAAGGAACUGAGAAACAAGGACACCAACAUCGAGGUUACCUUCCUUAGCUGUAACGUCACCUCCUCGGUUAUGAUCACCAUCCCUAAGCAGCAGUGGCAGGGGAAAGGAAUCAUAGCCCAUGCCACCCCGCAGUGCCAGAUAAACCAAGUAAAAUUCAAGUUGCAGUCUUCCAGUCGAGUUUGGAAAAAAGACUGGACUACCAUUGUUGGGAAGUUCUGCACCGCUCCUUUGCCUGUCCAUGACAGUAAAAAGAUGGUCUGCUUACCUGAACCAGUGAACUUACAAGCAAGUGUGACUGUUUCUCAUAAUCUGAAGAUAGCCUGUGUAUAGUUUAACCUGGGCAAGACACAUGUCCCUGCAUUUUUUUCUCUGAGGGAGCUGUGAUGAGGGAUGUGUGCGUGCAGCUUACUGUAGACCAUUACUACUAAGGAGAAAGGCAAAGCUCUUUCUUAUUUUCCCCAUAAUUAGCUAUCCUGGAGGGGAGGAAGAACUCAUUUGACAGAACUUGGUUUCCAUUGCUCGUCUUCUGUACAUACCCAUUUGAGCUUUCCUAUGCAUACUUAACUGCAGUUGCUUCAUCUCCUUGGGCAUCUGUACUUAGGAUUCAAUAGAAACGUUUAUAGAAUAAAGAAUUUUUUAAGAAUAAAACUUCAUGGAGUA